Capsella rubella is the source of this 806-nucleotide messenger RNA. RefSeq names its product glutaredoxin-C5, chloroplastic. The record is from RefSeq and is a predicted model, not a curated record. Gene Ontology annotation, biological process: cellular response to oxidative stress. Lineage: Eukaryota; Viridiplantae; Streptophyta; Magnoliopsida; Brassicales; Brassicaceae. The coding region runs from base 118 to 639 and encodes 173 amino acids. Gene Ontology annotation, cellular component: cytoplasm. The transcript has 5 exons. Gene Ontology annotation, molecular function: glutathione disulfide oxidoreductase activity.
AAAAAAAAAAUGGAAAAAGAAGGGACAAGUCACGGAGACAAAUUAGCAGCACGCAAAGAAGAAGCUCCAAGAAUCUGUCUUUUGAGUUUUUGAGAAUCUUAAGGGUCAGAAUUCGCCAUGGCUGUCACAGCAUUCAACUCACUGAAACUUGCGUCUUCGUUUUUAGAUCCGAUUCCUUCUGUCUCUUCUUCUUCUUAUUCAUUCUCUCUGAUAUCUGUCGGAUCUCCUCUUAAGCGAACAAGUCUAAAACAGACAUGUUCUGUUUCAAUUCGAGCCAUGUCUUCUUCAUCUUCGUCGGCUGCUUCCUUCGGAUCGAGAAUGGAGGAGAACAUUAAAAAAACAGUGACUGAGAACACUGUUGUUGUUUACUCUAAAUCUUGGUGCUCAUACUGUACUGAAGUGAAGAUAUUGUUCAAGAGACUUGGGGUUCAGCCACUGGUUAUAGAAUUGGAUGAACUUGGUGCACAAGGGCCACAGCUGCAAAAGGUACUGGAAAGACUUACUGGGCAACACACUGUUCCUAAUGUUUUCGUCGGGGGUAAGCACGUUGGUGGUUGCACAGAUACAGUGAAGCUUAACAGGAAAGGAGAUCUGGAACUGAUGUUAGCUGAAGCCAACGGUAAAAACGGUCAGACCUGAGAAUAUGAUGAAAUUGGUUUGGAGAUUUUGCAUAUGGGGAGCUUUGGAACCUUGUUUCGUUACUUAUCAUCAUUGAACCUUGAUUUGUAUACAAUAAGUAAUUAAAAUAAAAGAUUAUAUCAUGUAAUUGUUGAUCUUUGUUUUAUAUAUCAUCACUCUUGCCUCUU